Molecule: messenger RNA, 1694 nt
Organism: Pecten maximus
Lineage: Eukaryota; Metazoa; Mollusca; Bivalvia; Pectinida; Pectinidae
Product: probable voltage-gated potassium channel subunit kvs-4
Exons: 1
Biological process (GO): protein homooligomerization; potassium ion transmembrane transport
Cellular component (GO): voltage-gated potassium channel complex
Molecular function (GO): protein binding; delayed rectifier potassium channel activity
Source: RefSeq, a predicted model, not a curated record
GGCCAGUCAUUGUAACACUCAUUAUGUAGUUUUCUAUAGGGAUUAAAUACAGUUUACUAUUUGGAACCGUUAAAAAGGCAGGUUUAUAUUAUUAUGCCGGUGUAAAUAAGAAAAAAUAAACUGUUUGACGAAUGAUAUUUACUUGAACACUCGUUAUUCGAUGAGUCAACUUCAGAAAAGGAAGCCGAGUUUUUUUAACCAGUGACAUAUACCUAGUGGAUUUUAAAACCUCGUAUUCGGGAAUGUGAGCAGUGAAACAUUGUGUUGUGGAAUUAGGAACUUAAACAAAAUUGAGUUCCGCGCUGUUUGAGAGAUCUGAAAUCCGUUUCCAUCAAGGAUUAAUCUUUUAAAGUACAAUAUGAGAAGAAUUUUAAUGUGAAGGAUUCGCCAUUGUUAAACGGCUCUAUCUCCCGGGUUUGGACCGAAGCUUUGGAAUCAUUUAAAGGAUUACAAACAUCUAUAUAGCAAACGUCGGGCUCCUAAAUAUUAAAUAUUAUUUUAUUUUCGCUGACAUAUAUCAAUUUAAUCCCUAUCUAUAUCAAUAAUGUCACGUUUGAAAGUCCAGACAUACAAGAUAACCAACCCAUUAUUAGAUAGGACUUUGAACUGAUGCUGGAAUGAAUGCAGAUCUAAAAACGGUGAUCUGACUUUUCAAAAUCGGAAAACAAAUGGAUGCCGGAAAGAAAGGAAAGGUCAAAUUUGCCGACCAGAAAGUCAAGAAAAAAGCUAAAUCGGCCUCAGACAGACGAAAUUCGUCCAAAUUAGUUUCGGUUCAGAAUAGUUCGGACGGACGUGUGGACGAACGGACAGAUUCAAACAAAACUCGAACCGAACAAUACAAAGAGGACACUAGUAGUGAGUUGAAUCGUAUUGAUAGGACACAAAUAGAUUUGGACAGGACGGAAAGUGGUCAAGAAGAGUUAGUUCCGGAUAAAUCAGACACAACCUUCUCGGACUUGAACGUUCCGGUCAACAGUGAAAAUCCUGACAAAUAUGACUACCCCACUGAGAAUGGCCGGGCAAAUCCUGCCAAAGUCACGACGGACGAAACUGAACGGACGAAGGUACCCGAAGUUACGACGGACGAUACUGGACGGACGAAGGUACCCCAUGUCAUGACGGACGAAACUGGACGGACGAAGGUACCCCAUGUCACGACGGACGAAACUGGACGGAUAAAGAUACCAAAAAGAGCACAAUCAGCGGCAAGCGAAGGAAGCAAUGUCGACGAUGUUGGCGCUGAAAUAAUCACUUUAAAUAUCGGAGGAUUUAAACACCAGACAAAAUUAGAAACCAUUUCUCAAUUCCCAAGUACCAGACUCGCUAAAUUGGCCGAUUCGGCUAGACUGACUGGAAAACGGGAAUAUUUCUUUGACAGGCACCCAACUUUAUUUGGAUACAUUUUGAAUUUCUACAGAGUAGGGAAAUUACACGUGCCGAUUAGUCUGUGUGGACCCCUUUUAAGGGAGGAACUCGAUUUUUGGGAAAUUGACGAUAAGGAUAUUGAGCAAUGUUGCUGGGUUCAUUACAUCAGUUUCGAGGACACGCUUGAUAUGAUAGAGAAAUUUGAACAAGAUGACAAGCGCACGAAGAACUCAGCACGAAAUGUUGGACCCGAUGAUCCUUGUUGGUAUCGUCAUAGACCGAAAGUUUGGAGGGCUCUACAAGAUCCUUAUUCAUCUAAAGGGGCCACG